This is a messenger RNA of Phymastichus coffea, 849 nucleotides long. RefSeq names its product voltage-dependent anion-selective channel-like. The coding region runs from base 1 to 849 and encodes 282 amino acids. NCBI's taxonomy places the organism in Eukaryota, Metazoa, Arthropoda, Insecta, Hymenoptera, Eulophidae. Gene Ontology annotation, biological process: monoatomic anion transmembrane transport. The transcript is spliced from 4 exons. Gene Ontology annotation, cellular component: mitochondrial outer membrane. Gene Ontology annotation, molecular function: voltage-gated monoatomic anion channel activity. The record is from RefSeq and is a predicted model, not a curated record.
AUGAGCGUGCCGGAGUUCAAAGACCUGGGCAAAUCAGCGAGAGACGUGUUCCGUACAGGUUAUCACUUCGACAAGGCGACGCUGAAGUUAUCGGGUGGACCGCGAGUGGUCGGCGUAGAGGCCGAUGCGUCUUUCGACCUAAAAACUUUCACGUGCGGCUUCCUGGGCAAGUACGAUGCGGAGAAGUACGGCGCGUUCAGGGUGAACUACACAAACAACGGUCUCGCGGUGGGCGAAUACCACCUGAAGGGAUUGCUCUCCGAGAGCGUCGAUGUGAACGCCGGGGUGUCGAUCAACCCAGCCGAAUCCUUCAACUCGUGCAGGCUCGGCGCCAAGUUUCACAACGCUCUGCUGCACGCGACGUGCUCCGUCACAAAGGACUUUGACAGAAACGUCGAGCUGGGCAGUUCGGGCGUGCUGAAACUGAGCAAUCUGUUUGUCGGAUACCAGGCGAGUUUCGACACCAACAGCUCGAAGAUCACCAAAAACGACGUUGGGCUCGCGGUCGAGCACGGGCCCGCCUCGCUGCAUUUCAGGUGUAUACAAAUUCCCCGGGAACUCGGCAUCAGCGUCUUUUACAGAGUGAACGACAAGGUGGACGUAGCGCUGGACGCGAAGACGGCUAGCGGCGACGAGGCGCGGCUGUGGUACGCGGGCGCUGGCCUGGCCUACCAGCUCGACGAGCAGUGCAAGCUGCGCAUGAAGCUCGACAAGAACUGCCAGCUCGCGACGAGCAUGCAGUUUCGCGCGCAGGACAACCUGCUGCUCACUCUGGGAUUCAGCCUCGACCUCGGCAGUCCCCGCAGCGGACAGCACAGAGUCGGCCUCGGCAUCGACGUCGAGGUGUAG